This is a messenger RNA of Entrophospora candida, 261 nucleotides long. NCBI's taxonomy places the organism in Eukaryota, Fungi, Glomeromycota, Glomeromycetes, Entrophosporales, Entrophosporaceae. The record is from the annotation of a GenBank genome assembly.
AUGCAAGAAAGUGUUCCAGAGCAUCAAAGGCAUACUUUUGGCACUGUUGAUGCUGUUGAUGGAGUUUUAUUUAUCUCAUUUAGAAAUUCAUGCAGAGUUGAAGUUGGAUUUAUAUCAACAGAAAGGUUCAAUGAUUCUUUAUCGGAAGAUGAAGAUUUGAUCUUAAACAAUUUUUUUCCACCUUUUUAUUAUAAUAUCUUUCAUGGAUGGUUUCGAGAUUAUGAUCCAUAUUUUUGUGAUAUUCAAAAUUUCAAUUGUUGA